UUUUUGUAUUUUUGAUAAAUAGUAUGAUGGUGAUGACUUUUAUUAAGAGAAUAUUGUAUAUGAUUAGCCUGGGCAACGGUAAAUUUACUGGUCAAUCUAUGUUCACUUAGUCGUCCCUCUAGAAGUGUAAGUUCAACUGACACUAGAGAAUUGAGUCUCAGGCCUUUAUUAAAAACAACAAGGAAUGUGUCAGCUGAAUGAGCCAAGAUUAGCAAGAUUUUGCAAAGAGUAUUUCAAAGAUUACCACAAAUGAUGCUAUGAAUCAGAUGAAAAGAAGGAAUGGAGGCCAUUUGAUAGAUGUCAAACUCCUCUGGAUACAUUUGCAGGUGGUAAAGCCAAAUAUAUACAGUCUGACUCACACUUCGAAUGUGGCAACUCCCAGUUUUACGUAGAAGAUGAGCGUAUAUUGAACAUAGGAGGUGGCAUUGUUCCCUAUGGAUUCUCAUAAACUUAUAUGCUGAAUGCUAAUGACAUGGAUAUGACCAGGUUUGAAUUAAAAAGCAUUGAGAUCUCAGGAGUAGAUGGACACUUGAUUACCACUAAGGAUACAUUCAACUAUGUUUGUUAUGAAUAUCAGAGAGAGCUUAAUCAGGUUAAUAAGAAAUCUCACAUUCAAGAGAUUACUCCUUAUGGCUAUUUAGUAAUUCUGGUUAUCCCUCAUUCAGAACAGGAUGGAAGAUUUAUUUUAGGCGUGAAAGCUCCUAUUGACAAGGAUCCUGUGCCUUUUAAUUCAAAUUAUCUUUUCCUAACAAUCGGUAUUCCUGUUUCUCUCCUCAUUGCUGCUAGCUGAUGGUGGUGUAUUUGGAAGUUUAAUUUGUUAAAAGAAGAGGAGGAGAGUGAAGUAUGAAUCUAUUAUUGAAAAUGACAUUCAAAUAGAUCAGGCUCAGAGAAGUAAUCUAGACUCAGAAAGUAC
Moneuplotes crassus is the source of this 913-nucleotide messenger RNA. The record is from the annotation of a GenBank genome assembly. NCBI's taxonomy places the organism in Eukaryota, Ciliophora, Spirotrichea, Euplotida, Euplotidae.